AAUGCCCAUCUGUUGUUCUAACAGAAAAAAUAAGGUCAUUCGCUGCCAGAGAGAGAAAUUUCACUGUAAAGAUGUUCACCUUCCAGUUCUUCACCUACUUCUCCUCCCUCUUCUAUGUGGCAUUUUUUCUUGGCAGGAUAAACGGCCAUCCAGGUAAAUACGUACGGAUUGCAGAGCUGUGGAGACUAGAAGAGUGUCACCCGAGUGGAUGCCUCACAGACUUGUUCAUUCAAAUGACUAUUAUAAUGGUGUUGAAGCAAACCAUCAGCAAUAUGAUCGAGAUCACUGUCCCCUGGUUACACAAGUUCAUGAAGAAGAGGAAAAGCUCUCAAAAGCUGCGGAGGAAAUGUGGCAACUGCUACAAGAAAGAUGAAUCUGAGCUCAAAGAGGGAGAAGAGCUUUGUGACAACUGCAAACUCAACGAUUGGCAAAAAAACUAUCAACUCACUGAUGUGGACUCUUUCAGCCUGUUCAACGAGUUUUUGGAGAUGGUGAUCCAGUUUAGCUUCACCACCAUAUUUGUGGCAGCGUUUCCACUUGCUCCCCUGUUUGCUCUCAUCAAUAAUGUGAUUGAGAUCCGCUUGGAUGCCAUUAAGAUGGUCACCCUGGAGCGCAGAAUGUUUCCCAAGAAAACCAAUGACAUCGGUAUCUGGACGGACAUACUGGAGGUUAUUGGUGUUUUAGCCGUCAUCGUAAAUGGCCUGAUAAUUGGGGUGUCGUCCGAUUUUAUCCCUAGACUCUUGUAUCGCUUCUACUAUGGACCGUGUGCCAACGGAACAGCAACAGAUACGGACUGCAUUGCUGGUUACAUCAACAACACUCUAUCCACUGCAUUACUGAGUGACAGCAGAGUGAAGUUUGAUCCAAACCAACUGGUCACUCCUGAUCACCUAAAUGCUACUUCAUGCAGCUACAAAGACUACAGAGACAGUGACUUUAAUUUUACCCCCCAGUUUUGGCUGAUUUUAUCAGUGCGCUUUGCUUUUGUCAUCCUCUUUGAGCACGUUCUGGUCAUAUGUAAAUUCAUUGCAGCCUGGUUUAUACCGCCGGCUCCAAUCGUGGUGAAGAAUGAGCACCUCGAUCAGAAACACGAAAGACUUCUAGAGCAACUUAAAACUUUCCGUCCUGAAACUGUUUAAACUCCUUAAUGAGAGAACAUUUACUGUGAAAACAUAACCCCGGUAUGGCCUUCUGCAUCUACAUCUCAACCUGGGACGGUUUGAAACCUGUUUCAACGGAGACCCCCACCCCCCCGAUAUUUGCAUGAUUCUCCUACUAAUUUAGGAUGUUUAUUUGUUUAACAGGAUCUUUUUUAAACUAAACAUGGAUGAAAUAAAAAAAAAAACACUCAAAUAUGUUGGUUUAUUCAUCUAGCAUUUUGUAUGUGGUUUUUUAUUUAUGUGGUUAUAUGUUGUAUUCUUUGUACAUUUUAUUGUAUUUAAUAAAAUAAUGUUUUUAUUAUAAUUCACGGAAAGUCUCAGAGUUAAUACCAUUUGUGCCCAUUUUUAAUGGAUGUAAACCUCUUAUUAAACUGAUGUUACUGGAAAUGCUUUUUAUAAUAUUGAUGGUAUUAUAUUGUAAGUAUUGGCUACUUAGUUUUGGAUCUGUGUUUAUGAGCCAUACAGCACAUGAGUGUUUUACCCACAAUGCUCGGCUGCACAUACUGUAGACUGCUGAUUGUGUUACUAAGAUGCCUUACAGUGUAAAAAUGCAAAAUGAAAUGCCUGUUGCUUUUUUCAGAUGGAUUUGAUUGCUUGUUUAUGUAAAUUAAAUUG
This is a messenger RNA of Cyprinodon variegatus (sheepshead minnow), 1775 nucleotides long. Its product is annotated as anoctamin-9-like. The coding region runs from base 72 to 1139 and encodes 355 amino acids. Gene Ontology annotation, biological process: chloride transmembrane transport. NCBI's taxonomy places the organism in Eukaryota, Metazoa, Chordata, Actinopteri, Cyprinodontiformes, Cyprinodontidae. Gene Ontology annotation, cellular component: plasma membrane. Gene Ontology annotation, molecular function: chloride channel activity. The transcript has 10 exons. The record is from RefSeq and is a predicted model, not a curated record.